AUGUUGAUCAAAAAUUUCUCCAAGAGCCUUGGGCUCUUGCAGCUGCUUGGGACAUUAGUUUCUGGUACAUCGGCUUCUUCAUCGAGCAAACCACUCUACAAGGAUGCCAGUGCACCAGUGGAAGAAAGAGUCAAGGAUUUACUGGGAAGGAUGACAAUUGAGGAGAAAAUGGCCCAACUGAUGCAAGGUGAUGUCACGAAUUGGUUGAACGAUACCUCCGGCGCAUUCAAUUACAGUGGGUUGGUAGCAAAUAUGGAGGAGAAGGCCGGCAUGUUCUAUGUGGGCUACCCAAUUUCGUGGGAAUGGCUCGCGGAGAAUAUAAAGAGAGGCCAGGAUUAUCUGAUGCAGAAUACUACUCUUGGUAUUCCGGCAUUGGUUCAAAGUGAAGGUCUUCAUGGCUUUUUGAUUGGCAAUGCUACUAUUUUUAAUUCUCCCAUUGGCAUUGGGUCCUCCUGGAAUCCUGAUCUUGUACGGAAAAUGGGUGAAGUUAUUGGAACAGAAGCUGCUGCUCUGGGAGCAAACCAGCUGUUCGCCCCAGAGGCUGAUCUAGCUCGUGAGCUUCGAUAUGGUCGUGUCGAAGAAACAUUCGCCGAAGAUCCCUUCCUAGCUGGAGAAAUCGCUUAUAGUUACGUCACGGGUAUUCAGAGCAAGAAUGUGUCAGCCAUGGUCAAGCAUUAUGCGGCCUACAGUAACCCCGAACAAGGCUUGAACACUGGUCCCGUUCAUGGCGGAGAAAGAGAAUUGCGUACAACAUGGCUCCCUUCAUACAAGCGGGCGAUUAUCGAUGCUGGAGUAUGGGGUGUGAUGGCUGCGUACUCUUGUUAUGAUGGAGUCCCAAUGGUUGCAAACUAUUUGACUCUUACCCAGAUCCUAAAGGAGGAGUGGGGAUACGAGGGUUUUGUCAUGACCGACGCCGGUGGUAGUGACAGACUGUGCAGUUACUUCAUGAUGUGCGAGGCAGAUCCAAUUGACAUGGACUCCGUGACCACACAAAUGUUAGACGCUGGUAUUGACGUUGAGAUGGGAGGUGGUUCCUUCAAUUUCCAAAAGAUUCCAUCCCUGGUUGAGUCUGGCAAGCUUGAUGUGUCCCUCGUCAAUGCCGCUGUGACGAGACUUCUCCGUGUGAAAUUUGAGAUGGGUUUAUUCGAGAGCCCAUAUUCGGCUGCUCCAGAGAGCGAAUGGUCUUCGCUCAUCAAUACGGCAGAGCACAAGCAGGUUGCUCGAGAUCUGGAUAAAGAGUCAAUCGUUCUUCUCGAGAAUCACAAUGAGACACUCCCUCUCAAGAAGUCCGGAAGCAUUGCUGUCAUUGGACCUAUGGCUUAUGGAUUCAUGAAUUACGGUGAUUACGUCGUUUACCAAAGCCAGUACCGAGGUGUCACUCCACUGGAUGGUAUCAAAGCUGCAGUUGGUGACGAUGCCACAAUCAACUACGCUCAAGGAUGCGAACGCUGGAGUAACGAUGAGUCUGGCUUUGAUGAAGCCAUCGAAGCAGCAAAGAAGUCCGAUGUUGCUGUCGUUGUUGUAGGAACCUGGUCGCGCGACCAAGUUCAACUAUGGGAAGGAUUGAAUGCUACUACCGGCGAAGAUGUCGAUGAAGACAACCUUGCCCUCGUGGGUGCCCAAGGGCCUUUGAUUAAGGCCAUUGUCGACACUGGAGUUCCUACCGUUGUGGUUCUAUCCAGCGGCAAGCCUAUCACAGACGCUUGGCUCUCUAAUAGUACCUCAGCACUCGUGCAACAAUUCUAUCCAUCCGAAGAAGGAGGAAAUGCCCUUGCCGAUGUGCUCUUCGGAGACUACAACCCAUCGGGUAAAUUAUCCGUUGGUUUCCCGCAUUUCGUCGGAGAUCUGCCCAUCUACUACGACUAUCUGAACUCAGGUCGUUCGAUCUGGAACUCCGGUUACCAGGAGGGUAACGGAAGCCUUGUUUUUGGGCAUCAAUAUGUCCUCGGUAACCCCCUUCCGUGGUAUCCCUUCGGCUACGGCAAGAGUUACUCUACCUUUGAAUACGGUACUGUUACCGUUGAUAAAAGCACUGUCAAGGCUACCGACACUAUCACUGUUAGUGUUGAUGUCACAAACACCGAUACCACUCGCAAUGCGACCGAGGUUGUUCAGGUCUACAUCUCCGAUGUCAUUGCGACGGUUGUUGUGCCGAAUCGGCAGCUCAAGGGAUUUGAUAAGGUUGUCAUCCCCGCCGGCCAGACUGUUAAAGUACAGAUUCCUAUCAAUGUUGAGGAUCUCGGACUUUGGAACAGUAAGAUGAAGUAUGUUGUCGAGCCGGGUGCAUUCAAUGUGCUCGUUGGAAGCAGCUCUUUGGAUAUCAGAGGAAACACCACCUUUACUGUGGAAUAA
This is a messenger RNA of Penicillium malachiteum, 2352 nucleotides long. RefSeq lists its product as uncharacterized. The record is from RefSeq and is a predicted model, not a curated record. Gene Ontology annotation, molecular function: beta-glucosidase activity. The transcript is spliced from 11 exons. Lineage: Eukaryota; Fungi; Ascomycota; Eurotiomycetes; Eurotiales; Aspergillaceae. Gene Ontology annotation, biological process: glucan catabolic process. Bases 1 to 2352 code for a protein of 783 amino acids.